Molecule: messenger RNA, 1794 nt
Organism: Dibothriocephalus latus
Lineage: Eukaryota; Metazoa; Platyhelminthes; Cestoda; Diphyllobothriidea; Diphyllobothriidae
Source: the annotation of a GenBank genome assembly
AUGACGGCCAAACAGUAUUUAUCAAGAAAAAUUGACCAGACUUUUUCAUGCUUUCAGAUGGACAUUCGUGUCCGCCUUCGCCCAUGGCUCGAAAGUCGGUUAAACGAGGGCUGGAUCGAGGGGUUAAACUGGAUCGACCAUGAGAAGGGAAUUUUUCGCAUCCCAUGGAAACACCAUAGUAAACACACAUGGACUGAACAAGAUGCUACAAUUUUCAAGGAUUGGGCCGUUGUCACUGGCCGUUAUCGCGAAGGCAUUGAUGAUCCUGAUUGGCCAAUGUGGAAAACGCGUUUGCGAUGUGCCCUGAACAAGGCGCCUGACAUCCAAGAGGUCAAACAACGGCACAACCUACACUGUGAUGAACCUUUUAAGGUCUACCGUUUCAUUAGCAAGACGGAAUCUCUCUGGCGGGCGAAUGCGUCCAGAAAUGCCAGCAUGAUUUUUGAUGGCAUUCCGGCUAUGGCAAACCCCCCGCCCCUCCAUUUGUCCUCUGUAGUCCGUCGCAGUGUGCAACCGACUACUCUUCUGGGAGGGAAAAGACCUGCAUUUUUUAUUAGAAGACUUGUCAGACCUACAAACGGCUGUAGACCAAUAGCUGUGCUACGCCGAGCUCAUGACCAGUUAUUUCUAAAAAAACUCAGUUUGCGUGCACAAGCCCAACCAACACCAGUUGAACAAUCGCCAGAAUUUAGUAUCUCCGAGACUGCCGACUCCUUGGAUGUCGGCGCGGUCCAAGAAAUAACUGGUUUUUCUGAGGAGUCGACUGCUUUAAGUAGACCAAGCUGGCAACAAUACGCUAACCACGGGGUUCAGCCGAUUCCUUUCUUGCGGAAAGUUGGCCCAGUGCCUGGUGCCACGUAUCAGGGCCCCGGCUAUGAUCAAGCAAAUGGAAAUUCCCAGUCAUUUCUGCCCUUCCUUCCUGACGUCAUGGAACCGGAGUUUCAUCAGUUAGGCGUACGAAUUCAACACUUGAACAUCCGAGUCAAAGACUCCAUAGUAACCAACCCUAAUGGCUGCUGCAUUUACUUCGGACGAUACGAUGAGACAAAUUCUUCAGCUGUUCCUGACGCUAUUGAAGCCCAAAUUAUUCGUCACGUGUCUGACGCUAACCGUUCUUAUGUCAAUCUCCUGCUUGACAAUAUGUACCGGGGUGUCAUUGUCACUUCUUCCCGUGGAAGCAUUUACAUUGAGCGGCUCUGCAAAUGUGCUGUUUUUGUCUAUGCGCACAGCGGGGAUGAUUAUAUUUUUUUGAAAAACCUCAGCAGGAAGGAGUGUGCAAAGGCCUCGGCGGAAUUUCCUAAGCUCGACGAAGGUCUCUCAAAUGGCAUACUCCUUCAUCAGUCCCCUCAAGACGCUGAAGGCAACGGUGGUCGGCCCUUGGAUUGUGACAUGCAUAUAUCCUAUCGCAAUGAACCUACAUCAUUUGACAAAAAUCCUUAUGAACCAUCGUAUGUCCGUAUGGGAUCUUCUGCAUCGGCUGAUUCUGUUGUUAAAAUCGAAGAUAUGGACAGUGGGAUUCACACUGCCGAUACUUUAAACUUAGCUGAUGGCCUGCCGGAUCGAUCAUCAAGUUCCGAACUUGUCAUUGAAGAGGGCGUCGAGAUUCCUCUGGAUGACCAGGACCACCUAACCUACGAAGCGCCUGGAAUUCAUGAUGAUUUGCUCCAAAAUAUGGAUGGAGAUGAUCUUGAAUCCCGCCAUGCAGAAUUCAUGAACGCUGCUGAAGGUAUGGACAUGAAGCCCUACAUAUCCGAAGACGCUCUCCUCAACCUUGGAACCGACUUCAAGAGCUGA